GCAUAAGAACACCAGAGCGAAGAACACAGCGGGACAGCGGCUCAUAGCGGUGAAUGAGCAGACUGUGCUGCAUGGCGGUCAGCGCAAGCUUUUCGAAUGUGUUCAAGGAAUCGUUUUCUCAAAGCAAGUUUUCACACGAUGGAAAGCACUUGGCUGUACCGUACGGAGCGAAGGUUACCGUUUACAAGCAGAGCAUUGACUUGCCUGAAACAGCUGUGUUUGAAAACAAUGAUAAUGUUGACGUUAUCGAGUGGUCACCUGACUCAACGAUGAUUCUGUGUGUUAUACUGAAGCGAAAAGUCUUACAGAUCUGGUCAAUAGAAGAUCCUCAAUGGAGGUGCAAAAUAACUGAAGGCGUUAUGGGCCUCAGUUCUGCUCGCUGGAGCCCCGACAGUCGUCAUGUCCUGAGUUCUUCUGAUUUCCAGAUACGUGUUACAAUUUGGUCUCUGACAAGCAAAUCAAUUUCGUACUUGAAAUCUACGAAGCAGUUCAUUGAUUGCUUUGCGUUCAGCCCAAGCGGGACUGUACUGGCUGUAGCAGAAUAUAGGGAUUCGAAGGACUUCAUCAGUAUUAUAUCAUGCGAAGAAUGGGACCUUUGCAAGAACUUCGAAGUUGCAACGGAAGACAUGGGUGGUUUAGCAUGGUCACCAAAUGGAGACGUUCUGUGUGUUUGGGAAGCACCAAUUAUUUCUUUCAAAUUGUUCAUUUACGAUACCUCAGGCUCCAUGCUUGCAACCUACCAUGCAAAGUCUGAGCUCAUCGGCAUAAAGUCUGUAUCCUGGCAUCCUGAGGGACAGUUACUUCUUGUUGAAGGACAUUGCGACAAGUUUGUGGUGCUCGAUGCAAUCACGUGGGACAGCCUCUUUGAGUGGAGUGUGCCAGACGUCAUUGUAGAUGCAGACAUUACGGUAUACAGAUCUCCCAUAUUGCCAUCAAAGUCACAGAGUGAUGGACCAAAUCAGUACGACGUCAUUAGGAAACGGCCGUACAGUUUCACAAAUGUGACAAGAACAGUCGACAAACUCAAGAAAUUGUCGCGACCCACUAUUGUGAAAUUCAGCGCUACUGGAAAACACAUAGCUUGUACGAGCGGAGAGUUUCCAACAGUGGUCUUCGUAAUCGAAGUCGAAAGUGCACGGUGUGUAUCUCUAGUGAUCAAUGCAAGUGCAGUAACAUCACUCAAAUGGGCUGGUCAUGCGGAGUACCUUGCCAUUUGUACGGGCACGAAGGGUUUUCAUUUGUGGUCACCUUUAGGCUGCACUACCAUGCCGGUUUCAUGCAGAGUACCAUUUCAAGCGAAGUCAUGUUCGUGGAACCCCAACGGGAAAAGCCUCGUGCUUCACAGUCAAGAAAUGGGCAUCUUUGGUACAGUCACAUGAAGCAUACACGACUAUAAGGCCUUUGUAAUGUAAUGAAGACACGUUUUAGGAAUAUAAGCUUUUUAUUGUAA
Molecule: messenger RNA, 1450 nt
Organism: Ornithodoros turicata
Lineage: Eukaryota; Metazoa; Arthropoda; Arachnida; Ixodida; Argasidae
Product: WD repeat-containing protein WRAP73-like
Exons: 13
Coding region: 54-1379 (441 amino acids)
Biological process (GO): microtubule anchoring at mitotic spindle pole body
Cellular component (GO): microtubule organizing center; mitotic spindle; MWP complex
Molecular function (GO): protein binding
Source: RefSeq, a predicted model, not a curated record